AUGACGGCCACCAACGAAAAACAAGCGCUGCCGUCACCACUUGCCAUGCAAGCAACCAGCGAUCCAGAGAAAGCUCAAGAGCUACAGCUGACGGUUCAACCAUGGGAGCCGCGAGCAUGGUGGAAAAAAGUGCCCUUCCUAAGCACUCGUGUACGUCCGGUCAUCUCGGCCUUGGAUCCUGAACACCCCAACGCCAAGAUGACACCAGAGGCGACCGCAAGUUGGUUUUCGCGCUGCUGGUUUGCUUGGGUUGACCCGAUCCUCACCGCCGGCUACACACGUCCCAUGGAAAAAGACGAUCUGUACCUUCUUCGUCCUGAUCGAUGCUCAGACAAGCUCGGUGCUCAGCUUUUGGAUGCCCUCGAGAAGAGGCAAAAGCGCCGUCAAGAUUGGAUACAGGCAAAUCCCGAUAAGGCAGACAAGCCGGCCAAGAUUCCACCAUUGAUGUGGGCAAUGAACGAUGUUGUCUUUCGCUAUUUUUGGAUCGGUGGCCUGCUCAAGCUUCUCGCCGAUGUGGGAACCAUCACGAGCCCGCUUCUCCUUCGAGCGCUCAUCACCUUUGGUCGCAAGUCGUACAAUAUGCGUGAAAACCGCGAAGGAGCACCGCACCUUGGACGAGGCGUCGGACUAGCGAUCGGUCUUUUCCUCGUCCAAGCGCUGUGCGUCUUCCUCAACGUACAUGCCUUCAAUCGCGGAUUCGGCACUGGUAUCAUUCUUCGUGGGGCACUCAUUCAAGCCAUCUUCCAACGUGGAAUGAACCUCUCGACCAGAGCCAGGACCGCUGGCGGUCUAGGGGUCAGCAAGCUGGUAACGCUCAUCAGUGCCGAUGCGACGCGCAUCGACUACGCAGGUCAGUUCUUCCACAUGGCGUGGACAAGCGCAAUUCAGAUCGUCAUCUGUGUGGCGCUCCUCAUCUGGAGCUUGAAGUACAGUGCGCUACCAGGUAUUGCAGUGCUCGUGCUCAUGAGUCCAGUUCAGACGGCCAUCACCAAGCGACUUUUCGCACUGCGUAAGAAGAGCAUGGAGUGGACGGAUAAGCGCAACAAGGCAGUCAACGAGGUAGUGGGCGGCAUCCGUGUCGUCAAGCAGUUUGCUUGGGAGCAGCCCUAUUCGGAUCGCAUCGCCGAGUUGCGCGCAAAGGAAAUGUCGUUUCAUCGCGUCCGCCUCUACCUCCGCUCCCUCAACCUUGCGCUUGCCUUUGCAACGCCAACGAUUGCGACCGUGCUCAGCUUCAUCACGUACGCGCUUGUGGGCAAUGAGCUGGAUGCAGCGAUCCUGUUCUCUUCGCUGUCGUUCUUUACUCUGCUUCGCACUCCUCUUCAAUUCUUGCCGAUCGCAUGGAAUGCCGUUGUCGAUGCCAAGAAUGCUGCUGAUCGAAUCGAAAAGGUGUUCGACGCCGAGAUUCAACGUGAUCAGAUCAUCCGGGAUCCCAAUGCCCCGCAAGCGAUUCAGAUGCAAGAUGCGAAGUUCACCUGGGAAACCGCUCAAUCCGCCGAGACCGCAACAGAGAAUGUUGCCACCCUUACAGAGAUCAAUCUGACGGUCCCACGUGGAGCCCUUUGCGCCAUCGUUGGUGGCGUCGGAAGCGGUAAGAGCUCGCUGAUAUCUGCUCUAGCCGGCGAAAUGCGUCAGACGUCCGGAACAGUCACCCUCUCAUCCUCCACUGCCGUCUGCGCACAGACCGCCUGGAUACAGAGCACCACGAUCCGCAUCAACAUUGUCUUUGGCAACGUCUUUGACCCUCAACGCUACCGGUGCGUCCUCGAAAAGUGCUGUUUGCUUCCAGAUCUAGCCACGUUACCUGAAGGAGAUCAAACCAUCGUUGGCGAAAAAGGUGUAUCGCUGUCUGGAGGUCAGAAGCAGAGGAUCAAUAUCGCGCGAGCCUUGUACCAUAAUAGCGAGAUCGUCCUGCUCGACGACUGUCUUUCCGCUCUUGAUGCAAGGGUGGGUAGGGAAAUUUUUGCCAACGUCAUCGCGGGAGAAGCGAUGCAAGGAAAGACGCGCAUCCUGGUGACGCACUCGCUCAAUGUGCUCAAGUCGUGCGAUUGGAUCGUGUUCAUGGAUGGUGGACGGAUUGCAGAACAAGGCACGUACGGACAGCUCGUUGACUCAAAGCAGCGUGUCGCCGAGCUUCUGAUGACGCACACCAAGGACCACGAGGACAACGACAAUGCAAGCGUGACGGAAGAGACAUCGGACUCUAUCGCUGACAAGGAAAGCGAUACGUCCGAAAGCGCCGAGACUGCUGCGUCAAUCCAAGGCGAAACCAAAGCACUUUCCGUGGAGAAGAUCACGUCCGCAACGGCUACACCAAGCGGCAAAGCCCUGAUGCAGGCCGAGGAACGUUUCAGUGGCUCCGUCUCGCGCUCGACCUAUCUCUCCUACCUCAACGCUGCGCCGCUGUCCAUCCUUCUUCCGCUGUUUAUCGUUGCUGUGUUGAUUUUUCAAGGUUCGACGAUCAUGUCGCCCGUAUGGCUGCUGUGGUGGCAAAGUCACACAUUCUCUCAAAGCCAAGGCGUGUACAUGGGAGUCUACGCAGUGUUUGGUAUCACGCAAUCGCUGGGGCUGCUCAGCAUGGGCGUCAUCUUUUCGACUUUCACCAUCAGAUCCGCCACCGCUCUGCACCACCGUGCGCUGCAACGCGUGCUCCAUGCACCCUUCUCCUUCUUCGACACCACCCCGCAAGGCCGAAUCACGCAUCGUUUCAGCAAGGAUAUGGACACGCUCGAUAACAUUAUCGGCGAAGCGAUGCGCACGCUCAUCGGUACCGUCGUUCAAGUGGUGGGCUCGAUCGUCUUGAUCGCAAUCUUGACGCCGUACUUCUUGAUCCCCGUAGCGGUGAUUCUGGUGCUGUACUUUUGGAUCGCUGCUUACUACCGUUCCACAGCGCGCGAGCUGCGUCGCAUCGACGCUGGAUUGCGUUCCAACAUGCACGAACACUUUAGCGAGUCUCUGCACGGUCUUGUCACCAUUCGCGCAUUCGGACACGUGGAUGCCUUUGUCGCUGAAAACUGCCGUCGCAUCGACAAGCAGAAUCGCGCCUACUGGCUCGCGCAAACCUGUCAACGCUGGCUCUCUGUUCGACUGGAUUUCCUCGGCUCGCUUCUCAUCUUAUCCGUAGCUGUGCUGGUCGUAGCCAGCCGCUUCGACAUCAGCCCCGGCGAAACGGGUGUAGCACUGUCCUACAUCCUCACCGCACAGAGCAUCUUUGGGUGGAUGAUUCGACAUGCUGCCGAGCUCGAAAACAAUAUGAGCGCGGUCGAGCGUGUGCUACACUACGCCAACGAGAUCGAACAGGAAAAGCCUUAUCACGUUGCCCACGUCGACGACAAGCUUGUGGAAGGAGACUGGCCUGAACGAGGCGAGAUUCGGUUUGACGGCGUGCAGGCCAGAUACGCCUCUUCCGAACGCAACGUGCUGGACAAUUUGAAUCUGCACAUCAAGGCAGGCGAGAAUAUGGCCUUCUGCGGUCGCACUGGUGCAGGAAAGAGCACAUUGGUGACCACGUUGCUGCGAACACUCGAGUUGAGUGCAGGCAGCAUCACGAUUGACGGUGUCGACAUAGCGACCAUGGGCCUGCACCGAUUGCGCAGUUCGAUCUCGCUCAUCCCGCAGGACGCGGUGAUCUACAGCGGCACGCUGCGGUACAACCUUGAUCCAUUGCACCACUAUGACGAUGCAACGCUCAAUGACGCCCUCGAACGAACCAGCCUCACGGACCUCUCUCUUGACACGAUGAUCACCGAAGAAGGCGGUAAUCUGUCAGCCGGUCAGCGCUCGCUCAUUUCCCUCGCCCGUGCCUUGGUUCGCAAGACCAGGAUCGUGAUCCUCGACGAAGCUACGGCGAGCAUCGAUCAACAAACCGACGUGCAGAUCCAAGAGGUGCUCAAGACCCAAUUCGAAUCGAUCACUACUCUUACGGUGGCGCACAGGAUCCAGACCAUUCUGCAUUCCGAUCGCGUGUGUGUGCUGGACAAGGGCAGGAUUGUAGAGAUUGGCCGCCCCGAGGAGCUGUAUGCGAACGAAAAGGGCUCAUUCAGAAGUCUUUGCAACAGUGCCAAGAUUCAAUAUCGGGAUGGAAAGUGGCAGUAG
Molecule: messenger RNA, 4092 nt
Organism: Pseudozyma hubeiensis SY62
Lineage: Eukaryota; Fungi; Basidiomycota; Ustilaginomycetes; Ustilaginales; Ustilaginaceae
Product: ABC transporter
Exons: 1
Coding region: 1-4092 (1363 amino acids)
Biological process (GO): transmembrane transport
Cellular component (GO): membrane
Molecular function (GO): ABC-type transporter activity; ATP binding; ATP hydrolysis activity
Source: RefSeq, a predicted model, not a curated record